Phytomonas sp. Hart1 is the source of this 3009-nucleotide messenger RNA. The record is from the annotation of a GenBank genome assembly. Lineage: Eukaryota; Euglenozoa; Kinetoplastea; Trypanosomatida; Trypanosomatidae.
AUGAAUAAACCUGCACAAGAGACUGAGUAUAAACAAGUUGGGUCCGCCGUAACGACGGACAAUAGGAGUUAUCCGAGCCCCUCAUUCUCUAUAGAUGAAAUAAUGAACAAGUCUAGUUUUCACAUUUCGGAUGCAAGUUGUUUGUGUGUUACCUCAUCACAUACCCAUUCAUCCAUUGAGCCAAGACUACCUUUAACUAACCAUUUGACCGAUGACGAAGACAUUUUACCCCAGUCCGAGUGCAAAUGCAAUAAUGGGAGUGUGUUUAGUAACCAAGAUUCUGCGAACAUAUCGAAAGAUCACGGUCUGAAUUCGGUUUGUAGAAUCUUGAACCUAGAAGCAACCACUCCAACUGACGAAAACGUCAGCGAUGCCGGUGUGAACACCUUAAAUGUGGAGACUGAAGUGCGCUUCCCAGAGGAUAAAGAGGAGUUUAAACAGGUGAAUAGUGUCGUCAGAGACUCGACUGAUAUGAUACCCAAUACCAACAAAAGAACAUUAGAGCAAUCAAAAAAAAUAAAACCACACUCAAUGAAAGCGAAGGAGAGAUCCUCUGGACCGGAAAACUUUAGCACGGUUCAGAUCCAUGAAGUAACCACUCCAUUGAACACUUGUGUUUCUUUCCCUGAAACAGCUCCGGGUACGUUAAACACGUUAACGACCCUUCCACCAUGCCGCCGAUCCAUGAACGAAUGCUCAUUCAAUAGUCAAUCCUCAGGGUCUCUUAUAAAGAAUUCCUCAUCGCAGUUGCGAUCUGUGCGACCAGCACAUCAACAUCUUGGGAAUCCUCAAAAAAUAGCCCCUUCGCCCCCGGUAUCUUUUUCCCGUGUGUCCGAAAAAUUGAAACUUGUUAGCACAAACAAUUCAAUAACCUCAGGCAAGUCUGACGUAAAGUCUUCCACAAGCUUGCAACGGCAAUCUUCAUCUUUGAUGGCCGAUAAAAAAAACGAACCAAAUUCCUUUUUGGAAGUAAUCAAGAGAAAGACCAAUGUUUCGUUCAUCUCACCCCCGCGCAUUGUGGGUUCGGUGAAGAAGGGGCCAGUAGCAGGUCCCAAUAGGGGUCAGCCCGAUCCCUCUCCUGUUAGACCCGCUGUUCGCUUGAUUCCCGAGAAAUUCUGGCGAUUUAUUUCCUCAAAGUUGUACAAAUGUUAUCACCGAAAGUUAUUUCAACACUAUAAAAUUUUCAAAAUGCAAAAAGCUACCGUGAGGCGGCGCCAUCGCAGUGCGAAUCCUCCCCAUCACGCCAGAGGUCGUCGCGUACGGGAUGCUCCAGCCAAGGGACGGGAGCCGGAAAGCCCCAAAGUCCAACUUGAGAAGCCCAAAGUCAGCUUUUCUAUUCUCAAGAAGGGGGACCCGAGGUUGAAAAAAGACGGGAAUAAGUCGUUUUCCCUGUCGUCGACUCCGCCGCAAUCCCCCUUGCCGCUUUCACCAACUUCGGUUGCUGCGAAGCGAGAGGUACCGACCGUUGUCGUUCCAUUUUCAGGGCGAUUAGUCCUUCAGAAGCAGCCGCAGCUGCGCGUCAAAGGCCUGGACUUGUCUCUGGUGAAUAAGCCCUCCCUAGGCCGAGGAAAGGUUGAAGCAACCGGCCGAUUCGCACCGAAUGCUUUUUCAGAAGGCCCCAGGACGCCCUUGACGUCCGACAACGCUUCAAUAUCCCUGAAUGUUACAAACACGUUCUCCCAUCGCUCCAAAGGCAAUAUUUAUAGCCCCAUCGUAUCGGCUCGGACCUCUUUACCAAGCCGAACGUCAAGAAGCGGAAUCUCCUCCACCUCGCGGCUCCAGCCUCGUAGUCUUAGUAGGGAGCGGAGCCGGUCCCUUGACACCCCGGAGAGAGAAAGGCCCGAGGUUGCGAAGUUUGUGAUUAUCCCGCUUCUUUCCUCCCCGGAGGAGCGGGAACGCACCGCGACGGUGGUUUUUGAUCUCGAUGAGACCCUUUGCAAUAAUCGCGUCAGCGGUCCGCCCUUGCUGCGCCCGGGGGCGGUUCGGCUUCUGCAAGACCUGCGCGCCAUGUACGGCCGGCCGCGUUAUAAAUCAUGCCCCUUUUCCUCCUCCAGCCCACAUACCAAAGCGACCAAUCCGCGAUCGGCGAUUCAAUUUUCACGAUUCGCCUCGACCUUGGCGAUUUGCAAUGGUUCGUCGACAUCUUUGGCUUCCAACGAAAGCGAGGUGCGGCUGGAGUUGGUGCUUUGGACUGCUAGUAUUGGCAGCGUGGCGAAGCGUGUGGUGGACCGGCUCGAUCCUUUUGGCGAUGUUUUUGAUCAAAUCAUCUACCAAGACCCGCGUUGGUAUAGCAACGACGAGAGCUACACCAAGGAUUUGCGUCUGCUGGGCCGUAAUAUGAUGAAUGUCGUCAUCAUCGAAAAUUCCAUUCCUUCGGUGAAGUGCAAUCGUCGAAACGCGAUUUUGGUCACGGACUUCAGCUUUAAUAGGAACGAUCGGCAGCUGUUGGUGGUACGGAGCAUCCUAAUGGAGUGGUUGGGUUUACUGAAUGCCUAUUGGACGCGACUUCGCAAUCCAAACCAUUUGCCGGCAUCAGAAUGUAAAGGGGAUGGCCGAAACCAAUCAGUAGAGAAAGAACUUGGAUCCUGCAAGAUGAUAGAUGACCCCAUGAAGAACCCGGUCUCAUCACAGAUUCAAGGAAGGCCUAUGGAUGAUGUGAUCGCCUUCUCAUGUCUUAAUCAGACUGCGCAAUACCCAAAGAGUUCGAGAACCCAUUUAGGCGGUGCUACUGUUCCCUUUUCAUUCGACUCCUUAAUCCAUGAAAAGGGCAAAAUCUCCAUCGUACAGUUUCUUAGCCUUCACGAUUACAUUCAGAAAGGCACCAAUUAUGUCCGCCUAUCGGUCGUCUCUCAUGUUGCCCAGCUCUACGGGGAUCCUGUUAAAGGCAAGCAAUUGGAAGGGCCUAUGAGUGCCCGGACUGCAUACGUUAACUCUAUGAAAAAAGAUGAUACCAACACCAAUAGAUUUUCACAAUCCAAUUGUUCUCAGCCACCGAAGUGGUUUAUCUGA